AUGGCAUCCACCGAGAACUGGAUGUUGAGGGCGCAGAGGCGAAGGAAUGCCGAGCUUAGUCUAUUGAGGCGCCCCAGCGAGGCAGGAAGCCAGAGCACAGCAGCAAGUGACAGACAUGACACAAUGUCACCAGCUUCACCCAAAAGCAACCACAGCACAAAAACAACUUCCAGUUUCGAUCAGCUUCAUGCAUUACAGACUCAACUCCGGAACAACACCGCUCAGAUUGAAGCGAAUGAGGCCCGAAUGCGCGACAUUGAGAAAGGCGACAAUCGGAUGGGCGCUGAGAUCCAGGAUCGACUUUCUGCUGUGAUGGAGCUGAAUGAACGACUUAACAUGUUGCGGGACGUACUGGCUAGAGCGGAUCGGGUGUCGAAGGGCGAGUUUGGGAAGGAUCAAUCUUAUUGA
Fulvia fulva is the source of this 408-nucleotide messenger RNA. RefSeq lists its product as uncharacterized. The coding region runs from base 1 to 408 and encodes 135 amino acids. The transcript has 2 exons. The record is from RefSeq and is a predicted model, not a curated record. Lineage: Eukaryota; Fungi; Ascomycota; Dothideomycetes; Mycosphaerellales; Mycosphaerellaceae.